CAUCCCCGGACGCUGGUUCCCCUCGGUCACUGCAAUAACACACGGAGAAUAUGGACUCCGCUGCAAGACUCAAGAAGGCAAAAGACAUGACGCUUAAAAGGCCUGAACUCAAAUUGAGUAGUGAAGGACCAAAGCGGAUUCCUGUGUCACAACACUCGCAGGUGGGUGUCGUUACACCAACUCCACAGCAGCGAGUCCUGGGUGUGUCAAAUGGACCUCAGCGUAUUCAGCGGCCUGUUAGUACUCAGAAACCUGUGUCUCACGUCCCCGUUGCUAUCAAAUCUACAAAGCUCUCUGAUCAGAAUAUGAACCCCAUUACAAGGAAUGUAAAUCCUGCAUCUCAGUCCAAAACUGGUUCCGGGCAAAACCAGCCAAAGCCAAGUGUGGCCAAGAUGAAGCAGGAGCUGGUCAAACCGCCGGUAGAAUCGGCAAAGCUGGAGAAGCCACUGAACAAACCUGCCAUGAAAGAAUCUGGAGAUAUCUCCUCAUCAAAGUGUGUGAAGCGAUGGAGCCUGGAAAAUUUUGACAUUGGCCGUCCCUUAGGAAAGGGUAAAUUUGGAAACGUCUACCUGGCAAGAGAGCGACAGAGUAAGUUCAUCUUGGCCCUGAAGGUGCUCUUUAAGAAGCAGCUGGAGAAGGCCGGGGUGGAACACCAACUGAGGAGAGAAGUGGAGAUCCAGUCUCACCUCAGGCACCCCAAUAUCUUGCGUCUCUAUGGCUACUUCCAUGACACAUCGAGAGUGUAUCUCAUUCUGGAGUUUGCACCCAGAGGAGAACUGUACGGUGAGCUGCAGCGCUGUGGAAACUUUCCUGAGGACAGAAGUGCUACGUACAUCAUGGAGCUGGCAGACGCCCUCAACUAUUGCCACACGAAGAAGGUGAUCCACAGGGACAUCAAACCAGAGAACCUGUUACUGGGGGCUAAUGGGGAGCUGAAGAUUGCAGAUUUUGGCUGGUCUGUUCACACACCCUCCUCCAGGAGGUCCACCCUGUGUGGAACACUGGACUACUUGCCUCCAGAGAUGAUUGAGGGAAAAACUCAUGAUGAGAAGGUCGACCUGUGGAGCUUGGGUGUCCUCUGCUUCGAGUUCCUGGUUGGAAAACCCCCCUUUGAAACAAAAAGCCACGAUGAAACCUACCGCAGGAUAUCAAGAGUGGAGUACACAUUCCCUGCACAUUUCAAUAUCAGUGAUGGAGCCAAACACCUGGUUGCUCAGCUGUUGAAGCACAACCCCUUGCACAGACUGCCCGUCCAGGGCGUCUUGACCCACCCCUGGGUUGUCGAGUGCUCGACCAAGAAGCCCACAACUCUGAACGGCGAAGAGCCCAGCCAAUGAGCCUCCUUUGUGUUGUUGUCGGUUACUGGCUGGUGCGGAGCAUGAACGCCACUGUGCAGCUGAUUCGAAGAAUCUGCUUGUCCUCCCACUACUUGACUUUCAAAUCACUUCAUGGGGCUGUUUUAGUCAGCAGAGCUUUUGAGCGACCUGGUUUUACCUUCUUCUCCUUCUGAGUUUCUCUGUCUUAAUAAUGGCACCUGUUGCCUGUACAUAUUUAACUGUUUUUGUACAAUUAUGAAAUUUUUAUUUUGUUUCUAAAAAGCUAUUACUUGAAUUAAAA
This is a messenger RNA of Limanda limanda (common dab), 1617 nucleotides long. It is a transcript of the gene aurka, whose product is annotated as aurora kinase A. Gene Ontology annotation, biological process: mitotic spindle organization; protein phosphorylation; regulation of cytokinesis. The record is from RefSeq and is a predicted model, not a curated record. NCBI's taxonomy places the organism in Eukaryota, Metazoa, Chordata, Actinopteri, Pleuronectiformes, Pleuronectidae. Gene Ontology annotation, cellular component: spindle midzone; spindle pole centrosome; chromosome passenger complex. Gene Ontology annotation, molecular function: protein kinase activity; ATP binding. The transcript has 9 exons. Bases 51 to 1337 code for a protein of 428 amino acids.